This is a messenger RNA of Gossypium arboreum, 2397 nucleotides long. RefSeq lists its product as uncharacterized. The record is from RefSeq and is a predicted model, not a curated record. The transcript is spliced from 2 exons. Bases 622 to 915 code for a protein of 97 amino acids. NCBI's taxonomy places the organism in Eukaryota, Viridiplantae, Streptophyta, Magnoliopsida, Malvales, Malvaceae.
UAAUAUAGAUAUCAAUUUUUUUGGUUUUGUUUUGUUACAUCUAUAUGGUCAAUUUCGUUUUCUUUUUUAAACAGUGACAACUGAUCUUUCACUGGAAUCUUGCUCAUUCGUCUCUUACCCUCAAUGGAUUCUCAAGUUUUAUUGGUCUUCUACUGUUCUGCUGUCCUUCUUGAAAAUUAAAUUGCAUUUUGUUGCUUUUUUUAGGGUGUCAACAAAACGAAGGCGUUGACUUUCUUCUAGGGAUUUAUCAGAUUGGAUUACUCCACUCUCUACCCAUCCAAUACCGGGAAAAAGAAAAAAACAAAACUCUUUUUUGAAUUUUGACACUAGGUUCUGUUAUCUCAUCGGUUUUUCCUUCCUGGGUGUAUGGGAUUUUUGUCAUACUUCAAUGGCUUUCCUUGAACCUUGAGCGUUCAAGGUUUAUGAAAUCCUUUAGCGUUCAAGGUUUAUGAAAUCCUUUAGCGUUCAAGGUUUAUGAAAUCCUUUCUCUUUUCUUUUUUCCUGAUCUACUUCUUUUUUAUCCCAAUUAUCAAAUUUUAGAUGUUUGGUUUUGGGUUUAUCGAGUUAUAGAUUUGAAGUUGUUUAGGAGAAUCUUGCUUUGUCGGGUAGUGUUAACUGUCAAUGGAUGCCGUCCAUAAAGAUGUUAAUGGACAUAAAAAUGAGACUUCAGCUGCCAUAGAUUCUCCAAAACUUGAAGACCAUACUGAUGGAGAAGAUUACAAUGAGUCAAAUUCUCUGUUGCCACAAAACAAAGGUGGGAUAUCGACAAAAUCUGAAAAGACUGAGCGAAAAGUCCAAUGGAAUGAUAGAAAUGGGAAUGAACUCGCAGAGGUUAUGGUGUUUGAACCAAGUGAUGUGAGUGAUUCUGAUGAUGAGGAUUCGGACUCGGAUUCCUGUAUAUGUACAAUAAUGUAGAUAAAAUACAGGACACAUCCAGUGAUUAUCUGCUGGAAAUAUCAAUUUGGGCUUCAGUUUCCUCCUUGAUGUUGAUGACGUUUGCUAUAAGAUAGCCUUCCUGGUUUCAACUUGCUUUUUGAAGGAUAGAUUAAAACUAUGUUACUCGAACAUGAGUUUGUUGGAUACACCUGUAUCCAACAAGGGUAUGUUCAAUGGAUGGAUCCUUAAGAGUCAUACCCCAAACCAAUGUUUGGCUAUGUGUCCUACAUAUGUGUCUAAUACGUGUAUUUAUAGAAAAAUAAAAAGUCGGAGUAACAUAGGAUAAAAGGGACCAGAAGCCAAGCAAGACAUUCUCUCAUAUAUGCAGUUUAUCAAACUGGAGCUCCGUACAACUUCUGAGGUGGUUUGACAUGCGUUUCACAAUGAACAGAUACGAAAAUUCCAUGGCCUUUCUUGCAUAAUGUAUAUAUAGAUUAAUUGUUAUGGUCCUUUUUUUUUGGCCCCUUGUACGUUUAUAUUUCACUAUUUGAACAACAAUUAAGAGAUUACAUUCCUCGAUAGUAAAAUGAAUAGCCGAUACCUUAUCUCAUAUUUGAUUCCUAUUUCCUCCCUGUAUUGCUUCUUAAUGUUGAUUUCUCCAUCUUAACACUUCUGGUUGCCAGUUGCUUUGCUGAUGUAGAACAAAAACCAUCUGCUGAUAGAAUUACUGAGCUAGAUUCAGUAUGAGAAGACAGUUCAUUUUUUAUCCGAUGUGUGACUAAUGCACUUUAUCUAGCACUUAGUCUAACACUGCCAGGUUGCAAGUGCUACUCACUGCCUGACUGAACCCCAAAUAUAAUAGGUGAAUGCUUAACAUUCUUUUACAGCAAUGAGAAGCCUGAAUUUAAAUGGUUCGACUUCAACAAAUUGCUCAAUCCUUAUACAAGACAGUAAAGCAUGAACAAACUGGGAGCCAAGAGGCUACCAAAAUUACCAAAUCGUAUCAAACAAUCUCAAAUGAAUCAAAGAAUCAGAAACUGCAAUACAAAACAAACAAACACACAAUACCCCAAACUUUCACACACCCUUGGAUCAUAAACUUGUUGCUGCCUUUGCAUAUGAACUUGAAUUCAAAUAGGCUUGAUUUUGAUACUAUUAUUGUAAUCUUUGAAAACUAGAGGUUGGUGAUAUCUAAGAUUACCCUAUCUUCUCGACUUCUCCUUGAGAACAAGCCAUCCGAUAUGUUUGUCUUUGAUUGCAGGGUAUCAAAUGCAAUGCUGCAACUAUUGGUGCUACCUGUGAACUGGGACUUACGCGGUGAAACCAACCAAUUUGAGAGGCUAGCAUCGACUGCUAUGUCUUGCAGUAGGGGCUUUGAUUGAUUAUAAUUUGUUGAGCAGUUGGAUCUCAGGUCUGAACUGAAGGGUACUUGUGAUUCUCCCUCUGCUGCAACAUUCUCCUUCCUCAUCUGCUUUGGUUUUGCGGCUGCUCUCGCUUUGAUUUCUUUCCAUUGUGUCGUGU